GGGUACAUUCUCCGAGUUCAGACAGAUUAAGCUUUGCUGUGAUCUUGUGACUGAAAUAUUCAGCCUGUUCAGGACAACAUUUCAGCUACGGCUUACAAGUGCAACAUGAAGAAACUCAUCUCUGUCAUAAUACUCGCGCUUCACAUAAAAAGCAGCGUCUUUUCGGACAAUUCAGAAUUCCUGUUCAUCGAAGCUCCAAAACCGGAAGUGUUUGAGUUCAACAACACAAUCUACGCCACAUGUGAAGUCUCUCCCAUCCCAAAUUUACCUGCUGGCCAGCCUGAGAUCUUCGGCCAAGUCCUCUUCAAGCAGGUUUUCCCCAACGGGACCGCCGAAGUCAAAAUAAACCUGCGUGGUUUUCCUGAAACCGAUGAUCAAUUGCGUGCCAUCCAUAUUCAUCAAUACGGAGACCUCAGUCAGGGAUGCAUCACCGCCGGGCCGCAUUAUAACCCGCACGACGUCCCACAUCCCAAUCAUCCCGGAGAUAUGGGCAACUUCAUGCCAAAACAAGGACUUAUCCGGCGGUUUCUGAAGCUCCCAGAGGUCAAGCUGUUUGGAGGUCAGUCCGUCCUGGGACGUGCGGUGGUGGUGCAUGAGAAGGAGGAUGAUCUGGGAAUGGGAGCAGAUGAGGAGAGUAAACGUAGUGGGAACGCCGGGAGGAGAAUCGCUGGAUGUGUUAUUGGCAUUACUAAGCCUCAUCUGUGGCAGAAAACUGAACAUGUGGAGGAGGAAGAGAGUAAAAGAUGAGUGUGGAGAUGCAUUGUGGAUCAUCAUGUUUAGAUUUAGUAUUGAAAGAGGAUGACUACUCUUUUAAGCUGACCUGAUAUAGAAAAAUCACUUUUAUAAGGGGUUUAAACAAACACAAUUGUGCAGUAACAGUGUGUGGAUUUAAAUGGAUAUACAUUUAAAUGGACAGUUCAGUUCAAAAAUAAAGGUUCUGCCAUCAUUUACUUGUUUUAAACCUUAUUGAGCUUCUGUUGAACACUAAAAGAGAUAUUUUAAAAAAAUGUUAGAAACCUGUAACCAUUGAGCUCCAUAGUAUUUGUUUCUUUUCAUAUGGAAGUCAAUGGUUACAGGUUUUAGUAAUCAUUUACUUGUUUCAAACCAUAAUGAGCUUCUUCUUUCUUCUGUUGAACACCAAUGAAGAUAUUUAGAAAAAUGCUAGAAACCUGUAACCAUCGACUCCCAUAGUAUUUGUUUUCCCUACCAUGGAAGUCAAUGGUUACAGGUUUCUGUCAUCAUUUACUUGUAUCAAACCGUAACCAGCUUCUUUCUUCAGUUGAAAACCAAUAUGGAUAUUUUGAAAAAUGUUAGAAAGUCAAUGGUUCAACAUUCUUCAAAACACCUUCGUUUUAUGUUCAACAGAAAAAAGAAACUCAGGAACUACUUUAGGGAGAGUAAAUAGCGAGUAAACUUUAAUUUUUGGCCGAACUGUUCCUUUAAGAACACAUUAAUCGGAUUCUGGACCACAAAACAAUAACUUCAGUGCAUUUCAGGGUCAGAACAUUCUUCAAAGCAUCUUUUGUGUUUGGAAGAAACUCAGCAACCAAUUUAAGGAGAGUAAAUAGCGAGUAUAUAGUAAUUUUUUUGGCUGAACUGUCCCUUUAAGAAUAUAUAAAUCAAGUUCUAAUUCCCAAAACAACGACUUUAAUUCAUUUCAGGGUCAGAACAUUCUUCAAAGCAUCUUCUUUUGUGUUCAACAUAAGGAAGAAACUCAGGAACCACUUUAAGAAGAGUGAAUAGUGAGUAUAUAGUCAUUUUUUUGGCUGAACUGUCCCUUUAAGAAUAUAUAAAUCAAGUUCUAAUUCCCAAAACAACGACUUUAAUUCAUUUCAGGGUCAGAACAUUCUCCAAAACAUCUUCUUUUGUGUUCAACAGAAUAAAGAAAUUCGAGAACCACUUUUACGGACAGUAAUUAGUGAGUAAAUUUUAAUAUCUGGCUGAACUGUCCCUUUAAGAAUAUAUUAAUCAGAUUCUGUAUCAAAAAACAAUGACUUCAGUUCAUUUCAGUGUCAGACAGCAGCCAAACCAAGUGACAAGACUUCCACUCGCCAGUAAAUAUCGUGAAAUACAUCAAGAAGCCUCAUCUGUGGCAGAAAACUGAACAUGUGGAGGAGGAAGAGACUAAAAGAUGAGUGUGGAGAUGCAUUGUGGAUCAUCAUGUUUAGAUUUAGUAUUGAAAGAGGAUGAUUUACUCUUUUAAGCUGACCUAUUAUAGAAAAAUCACUUUUAUAAGGGGUUUAAACACAGUUGUGCAGUAACAGUGUGUGGAUAUAGUGUGUACAUAUAUAAUCUGCACGAUCACUUUGAUUCUCUCUUUCUACAUAUCAUCAAAGGGGAAAGACCCGCCCACUAGUGACUAUCUCUCCCUCAUUAGCAUAGGACGUUAGUCUUGUUUUUGAAUCUGCCACUAUGCUGACACAGGCAUUCGUAGCUCUCAUUUGAAUUUAAAGCGACAGUCACCAAAACGCCUCAAUUUGGAGCUCAAAACUAAAAUGGCACAGUUUUAAAGAGUUAUAAAGCAUUAUUUGUGUGGUAUUUUGAGCUGAAACUUCAUAUACACACUCUGGAGACAUCAGAGACUUAUUUUACAUGUUGUAAAAAGGGUCAUAAUAGGUCUCCUUUAAAGGAAGAGUUCACCCAAUGGACCCUUUCCACAAGCCUGUUAUAGAUCAUAAUCUUAAAUCCUUGAAAGUUUUUAAUAUUUAGAUUUUUUAACACUUGGGUUUGUCCAUAACUUACUCAAUUUGGGUUGAAAUAACCCAACAUUUUUUUACCCAACUGUAAAUUUAAAUGGAGAGUUCACCCAAAAAUAAAGGUUCUGCCAUCA
Molecule: messenger RNA, 2830 nt
Organism: Danio aesculapii
Lineage: Eukaryota; Metazoa; Chordata; Actinopteri; Cypriniformes; Danionidae
Gene: sod3a
Product: superoxide dismutase 3, extracellular a
Exons: 2
Coding region: 106-747 (213 amino acids)
Biological process (GO): removal of superoxide radicals
Molecular function (GO): copper ion binding; superoxide dismutase activity
Source: RefSeq, a predicted model, not a curated record